AUGACAAGAGCUGCGGGGGGAGGUAUCCCAUUCGUUUCUGGUCAACCUGAUCUCUCCCUGUGGAUCAGCCCGCCGAUGAUCUCUUCGCGGGGAACUGAGAAACCCAGAGGGAGCGAGGACUCGGCCUUGACGAUGCUCGCCGGAGAUGGAAAUUGCACGGCCGUCGAUCUCGAUCAUCACAACCCCCAUCUUCAGAUCCUUUCAAAAGGUUUCAAGAGGUAUCCGAGGUCCACCGCCGGAGGGAGGAGAAGUAUUCGGGCUCCGAGGAUGAGGUGGACGACCUCUCUCCAUGCCCACUUCGUCCACGCAGUGGAGCUCCUCGGCGGGCAUGAAAGUAAGGCUAUUCCCAUACUCUCUUUCUCUCUCUCUCUCUCGGUACGACCAGGAAAGAAAAAAUGUAAAUACAUAUCCGUAUAUGCAGUUUUUUUCUUUCUAAUCUCCUGUAUUGUUAGGGGCGACACCCAAAUCGGUACUGGAGCUGAUGAAUGUGAAGGACCUAACCCUAGCUCACGUGAAGAGUCACUUGCAGGUGAGUGUCCUUCUGUUAUUCUGAUGAAGCCACCUUUUGUUUCGUUGCUAGUUUCCACGUCCAGAGAGGGUUAGGGUUUCCAGUUGGGAGGAGGAGCAGCUGACGGAUCCAAGGGCUAAGAGACAAAAUGGCAUCUUGGAAGUAAUCCGAGCGGGGUGGAACUCCCCCCCUCCAAAGCCCCGUCCUCUAUUCUUCUUACAAGUCUUCAUCUCAUCGUUUCUUUUGCAGAUGUAUCGAACAGUGAAGAGCACCGACAGGAGAACUGGUGAGCAUCUCCAUUUCCCUUCCCUUUCUUCAUGGAAGAUCUGAAUAUUUCUGAGGGACGGGUUUGGAGGUUGCAGAUUUAGACAGCCGUUUUCUUUCUCGCGGUGGCCCCCCUCCUCCCCCCACCCUCCCCCCCCCCCGCCAUGAGCCUAUGAAUCUUAGUCUUUGAUCUCGUGGGUUCUCCAGGACACGUUCAGCCUGACACAAGCUUAAACCAGACGACAGUAAUGGAGGGGAGCUUUCCUUGCCGGAGAGAUCAGAUCACGGGCCCUUACACGCCAAGCCCUUCAACCCCGCCGGCCCCGCGGUGUGUCAAUCUCUCUCUCUCUCUCUCUCUCUCUCUCUCUCAAACACACGCACGGACACACACUGAGGAUGAUUGGGUAGAAGAACAGCGAGUAAGAGAGGUAUUCGGAGCGCCCGUCCACCGACGUUUCCUUCCCGCUACUGUCAACAGUGGCAACUACAGUGAAAGGAGAUGGCUUCUCGCGACGAUAAUGGGUUUAGUCUUUAAUAAGGCAACCUCGGAAGAUUUUCUGAUACCGUAGUUCAAAGGGGGAACUGGUUUCGGAGACGAGAUAUCUCACCGGACUACUCCAUCGACCGGUCUGGUUCUCUCCCAUCUCCCUUCCACCAGGCUGUUGUCUCCUAACCCACGGGAGUCUCUCAUUCUUCGCGCAGAGUUCAUCUUCUAUCAAUGGAGGAAAAUGGAUGGAGCCCCGCCGUCCCGAAACACGAUCCAGAACAAGCCUCUCAUCUGAGAUACAAGGGCGGCUUCCCAGACGACGACGAGAAGGUAAAGCUUCUCUGAAAACCUUCUACUCGUCCCUUCUCUCACUAGAGAGACCAGUGAUCCUCGAUUCAUUUCCAGAGAGUCUGGAGCUCGCUAGUGUCUAUUCCCCUUUUGAUGCAGGAGGACCGGCAGCAUUCUCCUCCGAAUGCGUGGGGAUGUAGGGGCUCCUCGCCUUCCUCUGAGGGGGAGGAACCCUCGAGUGUUUUGCAGAGGCUCCCAAACCUGGAGUUCACUCUGGGGAGGCCGAGCUGGCAGAUGGAUUGUGUCGAGCCCAUGAAGGAAUUCGCUCUCCUCAGAUGCUAG
Messenger RNA from Spirodela intermedia, 1889 nucleotides. Lineage: Eukaryota; Viridiplantae; Streptophyta; Magnoliopsida; Alismatales; Araceae. The record is from the annotation of a GenBank genome assembly.